Brassica napus (rape) is the source of this 927-nucleotide messenger RNA. RefSeq lists its product as uncharacterized. The transcript has a single exon. The record is from RefSeq and is a predicted model, not a curated record. NCBI's taxonomy places the organism in Eukaryota, Viridiplantae, Streptophyta, Magnoliopsida, Brassicales, Brassicaceae. Gene Ontology annotation, molecular function: zinc ion binding; nucleic acid binding. Bases 1 to 927 code for a protein of 308 amino acids.
AUGGUGGAAGUUGAGUUAGAUAAACCUUUUCCACAGAAAGUUGCUGCUUGGGAUAAGCAAGGGAACUUUUCUUUGGUUGAUGUGGAAUACUCUUGGCUUCCUACAUCAUGUGAGAGAUGUGGUCAGAUUGGGCAUAAAUCAAAGAGAUGUUUAUCUAUUUCUGGUCUUAAGGCAGCUACACCAGCUACUGAGAGAAAGGAUUCAGUAGUCGCCCAUGUCUUUGAAUCACCUACUGAUGCUUCACAACCCGAAAUGAAUAUUCAUAAAGUCAUAGAUGUCUCUUCAGAAACAUCACAGGAAGCUGCUGUGGCUAAAAGAGAUGCAACACUUUCAGAUAUUCUAAUCCCAUCUCAAGCUAAAGAAGCUAUGUCAAUGGCAACGAUACAAGCAUCUAACUCUCAAAGAUGUAUUUCGCAUGCUCCUGUUUCAGACCAGCCAGCUACACCAAAAGAUGAUACAUCUUGCAUAUGUGAUGAGGUGAUUGAAAAAAUUAAUUCUACUGAUAUGGAUGAUCUGGUUUCUGUAGCUACUAUUUCAGUGCUAGAAAACUUGUAUGAGUCACCAACAGUUAUUUGUGUCAAUGAAACAAUUGAGUCUCCGCUUACGGAGUCUGCCCUAAUAAAGCAACACACAGAGUCUUUAGUCAUUCAAACCUCAGCCGAGGUUUGCAAGGAAAGUAGCAGAAUGCAGAAGAUUGAUUUGGGCUCAAAUCAGUUUGCCUCUUUAACUUCCUUAGAAGGAGAAAAAGAAUAUCAAUUGGAAUUGGAUGAAAGUUCUGGUCCAAUAGAACUUUUGACACUUUCAGAGAAAAGACUCCUUCGAGAAAGACCGGUUGAACCCUCAGCAAAAGGUAUGGAAUGGCAAUUGCAAUCCACGUCUCGCGGACGAGGAAAUAGAGGACGUGAAAACCGUGGGAGACUACGGUAG